CCACUGGAGCGCUAGCGCUAGUGGGUAUCCUGCAAUCUACCGGCGUUGCCUGCACCUUGGGCACCUUUGAGCUUGAUUAUUUUGGGGCGGAUGAGACAUUAAAUACAUAUUUUGUCGCUAUUACGCUGUAGCCGUGUUUGGAGUUAGCCCUGAUGCAAUUUUUGAGGCUCAAUAUUACUCUCUUAUCAUAGUGUAAGAUCGUCGACAGAAAUGUUUGAUUGAGUAUUUUCUGGUGCACGGUUUUAUUAAAAAAGCAGCGCCAUGAGUUUCUCCAGCGACGAGGUCAACUUCUUGGUGUACCGAUACCUCCAGGAAUCUGGUUUCCAACACUCAGCGUACACAUUCGGUAUUGAAUCCCACAUUUCUCAAUCAAAUAUAAAUGGAGCCCUGGUACCCCCCGCCGCUCUUCUCAGCAUUCUUCAAAAGGGUCUACAAUACACAGAGGCAGAAAUCAGCAUAGGAGAGGAUGGCACUGAGCAUCGGUUAGUAGAAAGUCUGUCCCUCAUAGACGCUGUCAUGCCAGAUGUUGUCACCAGUCGCCAGGGUCAGCAAAAGCCCCCAGUUGUUAAAAAUGAGUUAACAGAAACAAAUGGAGAAGAAGGAUCCACAUCUUGCUCCCAAGACACAGCCAUGGAAGUUGAUGGAAGUAUCGAAAUUCCAGAAAGCAAGACCACUGUUCUUCGAGGCCAUGAGUCUGAAGUAUUCAUCUGUGCCUGGAACCCUACAACUGACUUGUUGGCUUCGGGUUCGGGUGAUAGCACAGCCCGAAUAUGGGACAUGAGUGAUAAUUCUUCUUCACCCAACCAGUUAGUCCUACGACAUUGCAUUCAGAGGGGCGGUGCAGAAGUUCCUAGUAACAAAGAUGUUACAUCGCUGGACUGGAACUGUGAUGGUACCCUGCUAGCCACAGGAUCCUAUGAUGGUUAUGCUCGUAUUUGGAUGACUGAUGGGUCUUUGGCGAGCACCCUUGGUCAGCACAAGGGCCCUAUAUUUGCUCUCAAAUGGAACAAGAAAGGAAACUAUAUCCUCAGUGCUGGUGUUGACAAGACUACAAUCAUUUGGGAUGCAGCAUCUGGACAGUGCACACAACAAUUCUCAUUCCACUCUGCACCCGCUCUUGAUGUUGAUUGGCAAACAAAUCAGAGUUUCGCAUCAUGUAGUACUGACCAAUGCAUUCAUGUUUGCAAACUUGGGGUAGACAAGCCUAUCAAAUCAUUCCAAGGGCACACUAAUGAAGUCAAUGCCAUUAAGUGGGAUCCCCUUGGAAAUCUUCUAGCUUCCUGUUCAGAUGACAUGACCUUGAAGAUAUGGAGCAUGAAACAGGAUACCUGUGUGCAUGAUUUACAGGCUCAUAGCAAAGAAAUUUAUACUAUCAAGUGGAGUCCAACUGGGCCAGGCACUGCUAACCCUAACAUGAGUCUCAUUUUAGCCAGCGCAUCAUUUGAUUCAACUGUGAGGCUCUGGGAUGUUGAGAGGGGACAUUGCAUACAUACUCUCACCAAACAUACAGAACCUGUGUAUAGUGUUGCAUUUUCACCAGAUGGCAAAUUUUUGGCUUCAGGAAGCUUUGACAAAUGUGUACACAUUUGGUCAACACAGAGUGGACACUUGGUACAUAGUUACAAGGGUACUGGCGGCAUAUUUGAAGUAUGCUGGAACUCCCGUGGUGACAAAGUUGGCGCAAGUGCAUCGGAUGGAAGUGUUUUUGUGCUGGACUUACGCAAGAUGUAAUUGAAUGACUACGAGCUGGUUCCCCAAGGAUGAUAAGGAUUAAUUAGCGGAUCUCAUCCCUGCUUCUGUUCAACUUUGAUUUUAUGAUUGUAACAGUUGAAGAUGGGAUUCUACUUAUCAAAAUCUUUCUUGAAAUAAUCAUGUUUUCCUGCAUAGUAUUGAUGAACUUACUAGGUAGUGAAGGUUCUGCUCAACAGUUUAGCAUUUCACUGAAGUACUUCAAGUUUCUGUUAAAUGUAGAGUCUAAAUUUUUUUAUGUUAUUUUAUUUUACUGUUGCACAUUUUAUCAUCUGUACCUAAUGCUUGUGGCAAUUCUGAAGCUGUUUGUUAAUUGACUGAAAGAUAAUGCUGUAAUUUUCUUAGCCCAUUAGUAUAAAAUCGGGCACCUGCCUGAGUAGGUAUCUGCUUAUUCCUUGUCUGAUUGACUUAAGUGCAUCACUGUUGUGAAAUCUUAAAAUAAUAGGUGUCUAAAUUAAAUUUGGUUUUAAAGCCUGUUGAGAGGAAAUGCAUUAUCCCUGUUCUAUUUUAUUAGCUCAUGUACCUGUGUUUGAUAAACAUUCAACCUCAAUUCCGUCAAACUUGAAAACAGAAAAAGGUAAUGGUUAACAUUUAUUUGAUUUGUGUAAGUUGUUUUGUAAGUACAAAAUAUUUUUGUUUGUCAGAUAUUAUUUUAAUUUUAUUUUAAUUUAAAUUGUAUAUAAUGCCAUAUAUGUAAAUGAAUGUUAGAUGAGGUUUAUUUCAGUCUACUGUGUAUUCUGUUUUUACCAACUCUUCCUUGUUUGAGUUGUUCUUUGGCAAUUAAUGCAUUCCUCCUUAUCAAUGGAAAAACAAUAAUUUAACUUGAUCAAGGCUUUGUACAGCAUUCUCCCACUAUGUGGUAAAAUGGCAAAAAAUAUUGUGCAUUAAAGUUGAGGAUGACCAAAUACCCUA
This is a messenger RNA of Thrips palmi, 2661 nucleotides long. RefSeq names its product F-box-like/WD repeat-containing protein TBL1XR1 (gene ebi). Gene Ontology annotation, molecular function: protein binding; transcription corepressor activity. The transcript has 10 exons. Gene Ontology annotation, cellular component: histone deacetylase complex. NCBI's taxonomy places the organism in Eukaryota, Metazoa, Arthropoda, Insecta, Thysanoptera, Thripidae. Bases 262 to 1731 code for a protein of 489 amino acids. Gene Ontology annotation, biological process: regulation of transcription by RNA polymerase II. The record is from RefSeq and is a predicted model, not a curated record.